Messenger RNA from Gasterosteus aculeatus aculeatus (three-spined stickleback), 1865 nucleotides. It is a transcript of the gene rgs18, whose product is annotated as regulator of G protein signaling 18. The record is from RefSeq and is a predicted model, not a curated record. NCBI's taxonomy places the organism in Eukaryota, Metazoa, Chordata, Actinopteri, Perciformes, Gasterosteidae.
AUGACAGAGCUAUUUGUGGCCUGCCGGUUUGCACAUCAGAUACAGACAAACCAGCAUGGAAGCGCUUCUUUUUCUAUUUCCUCAAUUCAACUACAUGGCCCCAAAGGAGGAAGCGUAUUUCAAAAUUCUGAGUCCAGAAGACUUGCAGGCACCAACGAUGAAGGACGAUAGUAGCAGACAGAAAGACAAGGAGAGGAAGAGCCGACUAAGCCUUUUUCUCACUAAGUCGGGCUCUCAUGAAAACGUCAGUCCCACUAAAAAGACGAAUACCACCACCAACAUCUCACCAGAAACAGCUUUGCAAUGGAGCGACUCCUUUGAAGAAUUGCUGAAGCACUCAGAUGGUGUGGAAAGCUUCUCUCAGUUCCUCAGGACAGAGUUCAGUGAGGAAAACAUUGAGUUCUGGCUGGCCUGUGAAGAAUACAAGACCAUUGAUUCAGACACCAAGCUGCUGUCCAAAGCCAAAUGUAUUUAUACGGUUUAUAUUGAUUCAGAUGCCCCAAAAGAGAUCAACAUUGACUACAACACCAAGGCAGCCAUUCAGAAGGUCAUAGCAAAGCCCACAAAGAGCUGUUUCGAAGCCGCCCAGCUGAUAGUCUACAGCCUGAUGAAAAAAGACUCCUACCCCAGGUUCCUCCACUCUGACAUUUAUCUGCGUCUCACCAGGAGGAAAGGCCCGGGGACCAACAUGUUUCGCAGACGGUCACGCUCCUGUGUGUUCAACGACAGGGGCGAGGCCACGACCGAACCUUCGGCCUGGUAGCGGCGGGCUGACGUGCGCUGGAGUAGUCGCAUACUCAGAUCGUUACAUAGGAGGCAAAUCCGUGAUUAGCAGCACAACUGUGGAAAUGCAACGUGUGGUUUGAGGCUUGUAAUUCACAAGUUUGCUUCCGUGUGGUAUUUUUUGCAACCACUUACAUAACACCGUGACAGCUUGCCAAUGAUAAAAAGAUUUGAAUAGUUCUAAAUCUUGGGAAAUACGCUUAUUUGCUUUCAUGCGGAGAGCGAAUCGAGAGGCCUGACACCACUCGCCUAUCACGCAGCUUCUUCUUCUCACCCGGGCUAGAAAGUGCACACAUUUCCCAAGAUAUCAAACCUAUACUACACCGCUGGAUAACAGCUGACACCAGUAGCCUUUUUCGGACAAAAGAGUAUGUUUAAACAUGUUGAGAGGCCACUACGUCAGAGCAGUGUGGUCACAUGACCGUAACGGACCCCCUCUGGCCAAUCAGAAUUGAGUAUUCACUUUGCACAUAUGGAACAAUCUAAGCAUUCUGCUCCUCUGAGGCACCGCACAGCCUGUGGAUUUAACCGUUGUUGAUGGUUUUAAGAUUUUCUUAAAAAUCUUGCAAAACUCAAAUAUCAUUGGGAAGGUUCGGGUCCACAUCUGGGCUGAAGUGCCUUCAUGCUACUGACAGUAUCCAUCCAGCCGCACUGCAGUCAAUGUGCUGUGUUUCAGCCCCGCAACACCAACUUAUACAACUUUAAUACAGUUGAUAUGCCAUCCAAGCUAAUUUGAACGUAACUCAUUAAAAUGGGCUCAUGAUUUUAGGCCUCGCGUUGUCCAACCCCCCUCCAGGCGAACUUCUCCAGGCGAACUCGCAGAGAAAGUUCGCACCCAUGGUGACUGCAAAGCACAUACACUUUUUAACAGGGGAUACAUAUCUCUCAUUUCUGUUUCCACUUCCACACAGAAAAUGCAUUUAUCUUAUCUGAAUACUAAUAUGACAUUAUAACAAAUAAAAUUGUUUUUUUUACUUUCCUUUCAUCUAAUAUAAUUUAUUAUAUUACUGUGCUCAUAUGUGUUGCUUUGCUGUUGUAAAAUGUACAUACCAAAUUCAAAUAAACACUUAGGAAAAUGUUUA